Molecule: messenger RNA, 1313 nt
Organism: Mya arenaria
Lineage: Eukaryota; Metazoa; Mollusca; Bivalvia; Myida; Myidae
Exons: 5
Coding region: 61-606 (181 amino acids)
Source: RefSeq, a predicted model, not a curated record
UGCAAAUUCCGUUCCACCACAUUUAUUUCCCGACGUUUCAUACACAACAUAUGUAUAUACAUGGAGUUUAAGAUGGAUGGGUAUGAAAUGCUGUUUUUAUUUCUUGGAUUCGUUUUCAUCUCGGUGCAGGCCGUUCCUGCUCCUGGUCGAGGCGCAUUGAAAGGAUACUGUAUAACGAGCGAUGACUGUAAGAAGGGCGAGUGUUGCAUCAGCUUCAAUGGCAAAAGCGUUGCCCUCUCCCCCGACCUCCGAAAGUUCGUCGACGGAAAAUGCGAGCAGUUGGGCUCCGUCGGAGACAGCACCUGUGGGGAGAGGGAAUGUUCCCAAUCGGAUGAUUGCCAGAAAGACGAGUGUUGUGUAAGCAAGUUCCGACGCAGAGGCAAGCGCUCCCUCGACAGCACUAACCAACCGGGAACCUGCAAACCCAUGGGGACCUAUAACUCAAACUGCCUGGUGUCUAAUGGUUCCGGGCGACCCAAGGGCGUGGCGGAGCUCCACUGUCCGUGCAGCAACUCUCUAACAUGCCUUGGCAUUGGCAUCAGAGACAUCCCGCUCGGGGAGCUUGGCAAGUGUAGCUCCCGCCGCCCUUUCGGAGGAUACAACUGAUCCUGAGGCUGGGACCCAACACGUGAUUGUAAACUUUUGUGAAAACAUAUGGUAGUUUUGUAUAGCGGUAUCAUUAUACCAUUAUAAUAUUAACCUUUGUCGAUCUCACAUGUUUUUCUCCAUCAUUUCCCUUUAUAGUAAUAAAACUACCUAAAUUAUAUUAUUUAAAUGAAAUUAACAAUUAAAGAAAAGCUCUCACGGAAAUCUUUCUCAGUUUACGCAAUAAUUAAUCAUGAAAAUGAAUAUAAAAUGACAAUACGUUGAAAACGCUGUGAUGUUCAUGGAAGUGUUGCCAAUCUAUCAGUUGACAACAGUACUCGUCGAUUUGUGUUCUUCAGACCUUCCAAAUUUCGAAGUUAGCAAUACAAAAACCACUAGACGUUCUAAUCCUGCUAGUGUUAAAAUGAAUAUAUGCAACUCUUUUUUUCGAUAUCAUAUUAAUUCGUAUUUCAAGAGAUAUAACUGCAAAUAAAUCCAACGACUAGCUCUUAGAUGUUGUGACAGUUUCUUCAUGGAUGAUCAAAGUAGUCCAACGGCAAAGGUGCAGGGUACCAGUAAAACUGAGGUCUAAUGACAUCACAUCAAACCUGACUAAAUAUUGUAAACUUCCUUACGCGUUGUAUGCUAUUACAAUACUAAUUCAUUAUGUUGUUUCUGUUCAACUUAUUAUUUUCGUUUAAUUUGAUACUAUUGCCCUUGCUAAUAAA